AAAGAACAAGAAAAAAACACAGAUGUGAAAGCAAUUAAAACUCCAGUCCCCGUACAUUCCCCUCAGAGAAGCACUAGAAAUCACGCCUUGCUGGAGGCUGCAGGACCAAGCCAUGUGGCGAUCAACGCCAUCUCUGCCAACAUGGACUCUUUCUCGAGCAGUCGGACAGCUGCCCUUAAGAAGCAGCCAAGUCACAUGGAAGCUGCUCAUUUUGGAGACUUAGGCAGAUCGUGUCUGAAUUACCAGGCUCAAGAGACCAAAUCAAGCCUUUCAAAGACCCUUGAACAAGUCCUGCAGGACAAUGUAGCCCUCCCUUAUUUUAUCCAGUUUAUGGAACUACGCAGAAUGGAACACUUGGUUAAGUUUUGGUUAGAGGCUGAAAGCUUCCACUCCACAACUUGGUCCCGUAUAAGAGCACACAGCCUCAACACAGUUAAGCAGAGCUCAUUGGCAGAGCCCGUGUCACCCUCGAAACAGCAGGAAACUGCGUCUUCGCCACCUGGGUUGCUUGAGGAGAGACUGGAGGAUUCUAGUGCAGUUCGUCUGCUCAGGACCAGGCCAGCGGCUUCGGACAAGAGCGACAGAACCAGCAACAGCCAGAACCACGUGCUCUCGGGUCAGGAGGGCGAUAAUGUCGAUGUUCUUUGUCUAAGAAAAUCUGAGAUGGGGACCUAUUCUGUUUCAGCUGAUCAGCAAGAAUCUUCCAGGCUUACAGUAUCAAAUAGAAACAGCCCCUCCUCUGCACUAAAAGACUUGUCAGGAAAACUCAUGAAAAGUAUAGAACGGGAUGCAGUUAGUACUUUUACCAAAUAUAUUUCUCCAGAUGCUGCUAAACCAAUACCUAUUACAGAAGCGAUGAGAAAUGACAUAGUUGCAAAGAUUUGUGGGGAAGAUGGACAAGUGGAUCCGAACUGUUUCGUUCUGGCACAGUCAGUGGUGUUCAAUGCAAUGGAACAAGAGCACUUUAGUGAAUUUUUGCGAAGUCAUCAUUUCUGUAAAUAUCAGAUUGAGGUGCUGACUAGCGGGACUGUUUAUCUGGCUGACAUUCUGUUCUGUGAAUCAGCCCUGUUCUAUUUCUCAGAGUACAUGGAGAAGGAAGAUGCAGUUAACGUAUUGCAGUUCUGGUUGGCAGCAGAUAACUUCCAGUCUCAACUUGCUGCCAAAAAAGGCCAGUAUGAUGGGCAAGAAGCACAGAAUGAUGCCAUGAUUUUAUAUGACAAGUACUUCUCCCUUCAAGCCACGCACCCGCUUGGGUUUGAUGACUCGGUGAGGUUAGAGAUAGAAUCCAACAUCUGCAGGGAAGGGGGUCCUCUCCCGAACUGUUUCACUACUCCCUUGCGGCAGGCGUGGACUACCAUGGAGACGGUUUUUUUACCUGGUUUCUUGUCCAGCAACCUGUACUACAAAUACUUGAAUGAUCUCAUCCAUUCAGUACGAGGAGAUGAAUUUCCAGGAGGAAAUAUUGCACUGAGUAUUCACGGCCCCGGCAGCUCUCCCGACAGCGACUCCAUAGGGGGCCCGGAUGGCUCUGCCUCCCAGUCCAAUGUCAAAAAGGCUAAUAUUAAAAUCCUGAAAAAUUUUGAUGAAGCAAUAAUUGUAGAUGCUGCAAGUCUGGAUCCAGAAUCUUUAUAUCAACGAACAUAUGCAGGGAAGAUGACGUUUGGACGAGUCAGUGACCUGGGACAGUUUAUCAGAGAAUCAGAACCAGAGCCUGAUGUCAAAAAAUCAAAAGGGUCCAUGUUUUCACAAGCAAUGAAGAAAUGGGUUCAAGGAAACACAGAUGAGGCUCAAGAAGAGAUGGCUUGGAGGAUAGCAAAGAUGAUAGUCAAUGACGUGAUGCAGCAGGCGCAGUGUGACCAGCCCUCAGAGAAGGUUACGAAGCUAUGAUUUUAGAAAUGCCAGAACAAGAAAUCUGGUUUUCCACUUCGAAAAUGAGUGAACUUUCCUGUUUGGUGGAUUCUUUAACACAGCCAAUAACAACAAAGUACUGUUACUCCAGCUGCUGAAAUCUCCCUGUUUAUAAGGAAGAAUGAAAAAGAAGCAAUCCUGUACCUCCACUGUAGAGCGUGAAGAAACACUUUCUCCUGUUGUGUGUGGCAUUCACAAUAACGAUGGUUUUUUAAAGAAAUGAAGAUGCAGUUUACGAGUGUGUCACUGAGGAACUGUGAUCAACUUCACAAAUACUUGACCCUGUCUCAAAAAGACUUUUAAAAGCAAAAUAUCUGGAAUGGGGGACAAGCCACCUCGGAGGGGAAGGUUUUGCUGUAGUUUCUAGUUCUGCUACUUGUAAUUUUUAAACACGUAAUUGGAAAGGCUGCGGGGCGUGUCCCCG
This is a messenger RNA of Apaloderma vittatum (bar-tailed trogon), 2332 nucleotides long. RefSeq names its product A kinase (PRKA) anchor protein 10 (gene AKAP10). Gene Ontology annotation, cellular component: plasma membrane. The transcript has 14 exons. Gene Ontology annotation, biological process: intracellular protein localization. NCBI's taxonomy places the organism in Eukaryota, Metazoa, Chordata, Aves, Trogoniformes, Trogonidae. The annotation marks the transcript as partial. The record is from RefSeq and is a predicted model, not a curated record. Gene Ontology annotation, molecular function: protein kinase A binding.